AUGUUGGUCAAUAUCGCGCAAACAAUUGCUAUGCAACUUGGGUUAGAUCAGCCCGAGUCCAUCCAGGACUUUUCUCGUACGAAGAGGAAAUUGACCUUGGUGGAACUUUCCGAGGCAGCGAAAAUGUGGUCCUGCUCAUCAUUGACGUAUUUCAGUAUCUCUUCAACCUACGGUAUGCUACCGGUAUCUUCAAACGGCAUGGUGGAUCUCAUUUGCGACGAAGAGAGCGCGUAUGAUAUCCCCAUAGAGAUGAAACAUCAACUCUUGAUUGCCAGGUUUUCAGCGCGGACCAAUAAAUACAUGUCCAGGAGUAUGCCCUUUUUACGCGAGAGAACCUGCUCCAAAGAAACCAGUGGUAUUCUUGGUUUGUUGGAACAGGAAUACAGCGAUCUAUGUCGCGGUCUCGGCCAAGCACUAACAGCCGAAACCGAGAUUUUGUUAAUUGGGACCGGAAUACAGCUCUACGUAUUCUAUCUUUUGGAUACUGGACAGUCAUUGGCUCGCAAGAUCGGUCUUUUGGGCGCGUUUGACUUCGCAAAAUCACUUAUCAAUAAACUCCAGCAACUUGAUGCCACAGCAGAUAUCAUCAAGUACUCCCCAUUCUCCUAUUUUCGAAUGGCCACUCUGGCUGCCUUAUUCAUUCUUAGACUUGAAGAUUCCAGCUUUGUCGGCCUUGUCGACGUAGAUGGUGGGAAACAAGCAUUCAAUACUGCUUUAAUGCUACUCCGACGUGCCUCUCUGGAAGACAAUGAUCUUCCAGGGCGAACAUCUAAGAUCUUGGUCGAGCUUUGGAGUGCCCAGGCCGCUCACGGCAGAGUGGUGAAGAGCCUCGAUUGA
Penicillium cataractarum is the source of this 837-nucleotide messenger RNA. RefSeq lists its product as uncharacterized. Lineage: Eukaryota; Fungi; Ascomycota; Eurotiomycetes; Eurotiales; Aspergillaceae. The transcript is spliced from 3 exons. The record is from RefSeq and is a predicted model, not a curated record. Bases 1 to 837 code for a protein of 278 amino acids.